GCGGGACUGAGCGGCGGGGAGGAGGCAGGCUUGCGGCGCCGCGGGCCAGUAGCGCGGAGAGCGCGGGGUCGGAGAGCCGGUCGUGUCGGGCCCCUCGGGCGGGAGCCGACGGACCUCGCCGGGCCAUGGCACCUCCUGUCAAAGGGAAAAAGAAACAGUCAGAGGAGGGUGAAUCCCUUGACCCAUCUGUGUCCCCUCAACCCCAUGGUGAGCAGAGCAGGAGCCAGAGCCCCGUCCAUCUGGAGGUGACGGGCCGCCGCCUCUGGAAGAACGUGUACGACGAGCUGGGGGGCAGCCCGGGCAGCACGAGCGCAGCCACGUGCACACGCCGCCACUACGAGAGGCUAGUGCUCCCAUAUGUGCGGCAUCUGAAGGGGGAGGACGACAAGCCGCUGCCCCCUUCCAAGCCCAGGAAGCAGUACAAGAUGGCCAAGGAGUCCCGGGGCGAUGACGGGGCCCCUGAGAAGCUGAAGAAGGCCAAGGAGGAGAAACGGUUGGACCAGAUGGUGCCUGGAAAGACAAAAACCGAUGCCGCCCCUGACCUGGCACAGCUUCCCAGCCAGGAACCCCCCAGGGAGGGCCCAGAACAGCCAGGCCCGGCCCUGGGGCCCUCUUUACCGUUCACGGGCGCCAGCGGCUGCCCUGAGGCCUACAAGCGGCUCCUGUCCAGCUUCUACUGCAAAGGAACACAUGGCAUCAUGUCACCACUGGCCAAAAAGAAACUCCUGGCCCAGGUGAGCAAGGCAGAGGCCUUGCAGUGCCAGGAGGAGGGCUGUCGCCAUGGGGCCGGCAGCCCUAACAGGGACCCCCAGGCCUCCGCAGCUGUUCUCCUCUCGGAAAGUCCACAGCACCCAGGAAAGCCAGCUGAGAACUCCAGGCACCGGCUGAGCCCUCAGGAGGGAUUACAGGCCCCUGGUGGCAGCCUUAGGGAGGAGGCUCCGGCAGGUCCCCACCUGCCAGCCCCCAUCUUCACUGGCUGUUUCCAUGCGUACCCCACUGAGGUGCUGAAGCCUGUCAGCCAGCACCCUCGGGACUUCUUCCCCAGUUUUAAAGAUGGGGUCCUCUUGGGGCCUCCUGGCAAAGAGGAGGGCCUGGCGGUAAAGGAGUCCCAGCUGGUAUGGGGCGGGGAUGCCAACCGCCCAUCUGCAUUCCAGAAAGGCAGCUCUAGGAAGGGCAGCCCCUACCCCAAGCCCAAAGCCUGCUGGGUGUCCCCCAUGGCUAAGGUAUCUGCUGAGAACCCUGCUUCCCUCUCUGCCUUCCCUAGCAGCACAGGCCUGAGCAACAAGCGUAGCCUGGAAGAAGAGGGGUUUUCCCCUGGUGGCAAAAAACUGCGGGCCGUGUCUCCCUUUCUUAAGGAGAUGGAUGCCAAGGAGUGUGGGGCCAAAUCCGUGGGGUCUGGCUUGGCCGUAUCCUGCCUGCUGGGCCCCACGCUGGGGCCUGCCCUUCCCGAGGCCUAUAGGGGCAGCAUGCUGCGAUGCCCGCUGAACUUUGCUGGCACCCCGGACCACUUAAAGGGCCAGGCCACACUCCCCUUCAGCCCCUUGGUCAUCCCUGCCUUCCCGGCCCACUUCCUGGCCACGACAGCGCCCUCACCCAUGGCCACGGGUCUGAUGCACAUUCCCCCAGCGUCCUUCGACAGCACCUUCCGCCACAGACUUUGCCCAGCCUCGUCCGCAUGGCACGUGCCUCCUGCCACAACCUAUGCGGCACCCCACUUCUUCCAUCUCAACACCAAGCUUUAGGUCGGAGGCCGCAGUGCUGCACUGUGCUGUGCAGGGUCUGAAGGGGCCUGAGCCAGGGAGGCACUGCCCGGGGUCUGGGCUGGAGCCUAGUCCCCGGGAGAGCUGGGCUGUGCCCAACGCAGGAACGCACCCUAGGGAGCCCGGCACCAAAGGGGAGGCCGUGGGAAACCCAGGUUUGUCUCAAGGAAGCAGCCCGAGCGUGGGGCCCCGGUUGUUGGACGGGAUUUGGGAGAAGACGGUGCCCAGCUGGCCGCUCCCGGCGAGGUCCCCAGAGUGGAAGCCAGGAAGGUGCUGCAGGGCUGAGGAGGGGGGAGCAGCUUGAGGUAUCCAGGCUGCCAUGGAAAAGCCAAUAAAAGACUAGCGUGAAUCUACCC
This is a messenger RNA of Lutra lutra (Eurasian river otter), 2116 nucleotides long. It is a transcript of the gene ARID5A, whose product is annotated as AT-rich interaction domain 5A. The transcript has 5 exons. Lineage: Eukaryota; Metazoa; Chordata; Mammalia; Carnivora; Mustelidae. The record is from RefSeq and is a predicted model, not a curated record. Bases 126 to 1742 code for a protein of 538 amino acids. Gene Ontology annotation, cellular component: nucleus. Gene Ontology annotation, biological process: regulation of transcription by RNA polymerase II. Gene Ontology annotation, molecular function: transcription cis-regulatory region binding.